Varanus komodoensis (Komodo dragon) is the source of this 2513-nucleotide messenger RNA. RefSeq names its product microtubule associated protein 1 light chain 3 gamma (gene MAP1LC3C). The coding region runs from base 16 to 447 and encodes 143 amino acids. NCBI's taxonomy places the organism in Eukaryota, Metazoa, Chordata, Lepidosauria, Squamata, Varanidae. Gene Ontology annotation, biological process: cellular response to nitrogen starvation; autophagy of mitochondrion; autophagosome assembly. The record is from RefSeq and is a predicted model, not a curated record. Gene Ontology annotation, cellular component: cytosol; autophagosome; autophagosome membrane. Gene Ontology annotation, molecular function: ubiquitin protein ligase binding. The transcript is spliced from 4 exons.
GGAGGGGGCGGUGAAAUGCAGCCUUUGCAUAGCUGCCACCAUGCCCGGCCGUUUAAACAAAGGAAGAGUUUCGCAACCAGAGUGGAAGAAGUUGCAGGCAUUCGAGGGAAAUUCCCAACGAAAGUCCCUGUAAUAGUUGAAAGGUAUCAGAAAGAAAAAUACCUGCCUCUGCUAGACAAAACAAAGUUUCUUGUACCUCAGGAGCUGACCAUGACACAGUUCAUAACCAUCAUACGAAGCAGAAUGGCACUGAGUGCUACUCAAGCUUUCUACCUGCUGGUAAACAACAAGAGUUUAGCAAGUAUGUCUCUCACCCUUGCCGAAGUAUACCGGGAUUACAGAGAUGAAGAUGGCUUUGUCUACAUGACUUAUGCUUCCCAGGAGAUGUUUGGAGGCUUCCUGGCCAUUGGCAAAGUACAACAUAAGGAAUGUCUCCUAAAAACUUAAGCAUUCUCUCUGUUGCAGCUGGGCAGCUUAGCUGUGAAUCAUGCAUGUUACUUGAAGAUGAAAGGUGCUCUGUCCAGUUGGGCUCUGAAAGAUUAACGGCACAGGAGUUGGCACGACCCAGCCAAAGAAGCCGUCAUAAAAUAAACCAUCGCAGGCAAUGACAUGGACAGAUAUUUUGUAGUUGGCAGCUUGUUUGCCAAAACAAAGGGACCAGGAGUAUGUUUCAGUUAUGAAACCAUUUUUAAACGUGUUAUUACAAGUGGAAAGCAGUGGAAAGCAAAUAAGCAAUUUUUAAAACCAGGUGGGCAGGAAUUGUCUGCUUAGCAGCUAAGAAUUCUAUAUGCACUAUAGACUCUUCCAUAGUUACUGGAGCAUUCCUUGUUUCUAAACUGCUUGGCUGAGAAUGGCGAAAUAGAGCCAUUGUCUGCUUUUCUAUGUCCUUGCUUCCAUCAAUGCCUCCAAGAGAAAUACUGUCUAAGAGGGCAUUGAACCGUUAACUUUACAAGAUCCCUCCUCCUCCAAACAGGAUUUUACUCGCUUUCACCACACAGCACAGCCCAGCUCCCUCCAUGGGGAUUUGGUCAAGAAUGCAAGUACUUAUGUGACAACUUGCAGCGGCUUGACUUGGGUAGAGGAGGAGGGUAAACCUCUUGUGUUGAGGCAGCAGUUCUUGCAUCGCUAGCAGUAGCUUUAUCGUGAGGCUGUUGAACAGCCUUGCCUUUUGAACUCUGUCCUGGGCUUUGACUUAAUUUCGGAAGAUAAGAGGAAUGUACAGAAGUGAAGCUUGUUUGUCCACCAGAUAUUUCUCCCUAUUGUAGCUCAAAUAGUGCAAGGGGAUUAGGAGCUACCUAGACCAAAGUCUGCUGAUAGAAUUAACCCUUUAGCAAUGCAGUGCUUAAGAGGGCUGCAUCUCAGUGGAACUUAACUGACUUGCAUUGCAAACCUGCACAGCAGUCCUACACAGGUCUGUUCAGAAGUAAAGGUAAUCCCAAACCCUAAGUGCCUUAUUCCUAGGUAGUUGGGUAUGAGAAUACCCAACUACCUAGGGUCUUAAUAGGAUGACUGUUCUCCAUCUUUACCAAAUUGCUGCAAUGGGGAGGGAGUUGUUUCAGAUGUAGAUGUUCAUGGCUGAAAGAGUAUUUUUAAACGUGAUUACCGUGAACUGGAGAUGAACAUCACCUUGCUGUGCCAUCCAGCUUGGCUCAGUUGCUAACUCCAGGCAAAACUGCUGUGAAAACUGACCCUAAGAUAAGCAGUACCAAAUCACCAUGACCAGUCUAGUGCAGCCUGCCUGGUUCCUCGUAGAUGUUUGAACAGCAACGCCCAUUGGCUAUGGCUGAUACGAACUAGGAGGCCAAAACUUCUGUAGCAGCCCAUCUUGCGGGAGGCUGAUUGAAUAGAACUAAGGUAAGGAUCCUACUGGAGUGUAUCUGAAGCAUUUUGCAAAAUGAAUAUGAGCUUCGAUAUGUUGAGAACUAGAACUGCAACUCUUAUUCACCUGUAUUUUUAUACCUACCAGUUGUGUACCCUCAAAGCCAUGUUCCUUUAUCCUUUUUAUGUUUGACCUGCACUUUCUCUUUGAAGAAACCUUGUGCUGACCUAUAAAUUGGCAUGCAUUCCUGCUUAAAAAGAAGACCGUGCGGAUGUUGUCAUUGCUGUCCCAACUGCAUUUGCAACUCUGCUUGCAGCUGGUGUGGGCACUUACAAGCAUAUGUAUUUUGUUGAAUGCCUUUUGGUUGUAUUGGGGGAAGUUGCUGUUCUAGUGAGUUUUAGACAUCAUGGAACUGACGGUGCUUUGGAAGAGCCACAAAAAUACAUGCAAAAGAUGAAGACUCGGAGUAGCUGAAAUGGAGUUGUCACAAGGGAAUUUUUGGUUGUAGCUGUCUGCUUUUUGUUUUCAUCUCUUUGCUAUAUGAGAAACUCAAGUCAAAUUGUGCUUUCAAGUUUUUAAACUCUGCAUUGCUUCUCAAGUAGUCAUCCUUGUUUCCCUACAGGAAAGGGUUGAAACAGUGUGGUAUCACCAUGCUAAGGAUUGACUGAAGGAAAAAUAAAAUAAUGCAAUUCUG